UUGACGAGCACAUUCUGAACUGUCAAACACCCAACUCAUUGAUUAGUGGCUCGGAUUUUUUGCGCAAAAGCACCUUUUUGAACGCCUCGUGUCGCUAAAUCCGUGCAAAACAGUGAAUUUAGGUGUUUGAAAUCAUGUUGUACUUAGAGGAUUACUUGGAGAUGAUUGAACAUUUGCCACAGGAGUUGAGGGAUAGAUUCACAGAGAUGAGAGAAAUGGACUUAUACGUACAGAAUAACAUGGAUUCGCUAGACAAGAGAGUCCGUGUUUUCUUUUCUCAGUGUCGGAGGAAUGAAGUGCAAUCCAGUCAGGCAGAGGCUGAAUUUCAGUCUCUUCGAAAGGACUACUACAAAGUCCUCGAGGAUGCUGAUGAGAAGGUACAACUUGCUAGUCAAAUGUAUGAUUUAGUCGAUCGCUACUUGCGUCGAUUGGACACUGAAUUGUACAAAUUUAAGUGUGAGCUCGAGGCUGAUCACAAUGGGAUCACUGAGAUCCUAGAAAAGCGAUCUCUAGAGCUCGAUGGUACGGGUAAUAGUAUCGGAGGUUCAGGUGGUAAUCACCAGAAGGAAAACCGAUACUUUGGCCAUUUGGCCAGUGGAAGUACAGUCUCAGGGAGUGGUCAGAGUCAGAGAACAGACACUCGCUACCGACAUAAAACAGAAAAGAGGCGAGACAGUGGAAGUGGUGCAAGCUUAGGCGUGGAGAAGCGUCAGGCGCUGAGUAUAACCAAUUCUCAGACUCCUGUUCGCCCUGUAACUCCAAAUGUCGCUACAAGCAGUGUCUCUCACCAUCAGCCACUCACAAGUACUCCCAAUUCCUCAGUCACUUACAGUCUGCACAAUAUUGGGGCUGGGAAUGCCAUUGCAGCGGCUGCCAGUCAGGCCAUUGCAGCCACUCAGCAGAUGCAGCAGGGAAGGCGUACUGCCAGUCUGAAGGCUUCCUACGAGGCCAUUCACAGCUCAUCGGGCAGUGGAGCCCAUGAACUGCUCUUAGGAACAGAUCUAGCAGGCGUCACACACUCGGCUCUCCGAGCAGUUGAGCGUGAAGGCAGUUCGUACAACUCCAGUCAAAGGAGGCAUAAGAAGAAAUUAAACUCCAGCUUGUCGCAAAAUAGCCAUUCGUCGCUUCCGGCGACCCCAACAACUACUCAAGUUCCCCUGGUGGAGCCUACAACGCCCACGGUUAUGAUCAAUGAGAAUGGGAUGGUAGUAGAGCAAACUCCAGAAGGAGAGUGGACCUAUGAUCCCAACGAACCGCGCUACUGCAUCUGCAAUCAAGUCUCUUACGGAGACAUGGUUGCCUGCGACAAUGAAGACUGUCCCUUUGAGUGGUUCCACUAUCCAUGUGUGGGCAUUACACAGUCACCCAAAGGGAAGUGGUACUGUCCUCAAUGCACAUCAUCGAUGCGUCGAAGAGGUGCACGAAAGACGUAAAAGGAGACUUGGAAUUCUGGUCAAUUGCAUGCAGAUUAUUGAGAUUAUUUUUCCAGCAGAGAACUUUUCCAAAUUCAUGAAAAAUCGCAAAAAAUAUAUAUUUCUCCAAUUGUUGUGUCUAAAAAAAAAUUGUUGGUUGAUGUAUUGUGAUGAAAAUUAAAGAAGAAAAGAUAUAUAACCAAACUGGAAAGUAA
Phlebotomus papatasi is the source of this 1627-nucleotide messenger RNA. RefSeq names its product inhibitor of growth protein 3-like. The transcript is spliced from 5 exons. Gene Ontology annotation, biological process: regulation of DNA-templated transcription. Gene Ontology annotation, cellular component: NuA4 histone acetyltransferase complex. The coding region runs from base 135 to 1433 and encodes 432 amino acids. The record is from RefSeq and is a predicted model, not a curated record. NCBI's taxonomy places the organism in Eukaryota, Metazoa, Arthropoda, Insecta, Diptera, Psychodidae.